AUGAAUUUAUUCAAUGCCUCAUCCCCAGCUCCUGAUUUCAAGAGCUUUUCACUCGAUCCCUACUCUUGGUUUUGCUUGUUGCAGCAAUUAGAGCUCAAGGACGAGGCACAUCACCACCACAGCAUUAUUGAAAAGCACUUUAGAUAUAUCACUUGCACUGUAACUGGAAAGGGCACGGUCACCACGCACCUCACAUUCAUCUUUGAACAUGUAACGAGAUAUAUUCAUAUUGCGUCCUGUUUUCAGAGUCACAUUCAGCUGAGCAAAUACAUCCAGAAAGCGGAGCAGAACAUCACCAUGGCUCAGAAAGGUCUUAGCUCGUUAUAUUCAUCACCCGUCCUAUCACCUCACGCCAGCACCGAGCAUCUGCCGAAAGACAAAUCGGGAGCUUCGUUCGAAAGAUCCGAUUCCCAAUCAAGCGUUGAUAGAAGCCAAGAGGAUUCGGAUGGGCGAGAAUACGAAUCAGACUCUUCUAAAUCACGCAGACAAGGAAAUUCAUCGUCACACACCGGAAAAAGUAACGAAGAUUCGGGAUCAGAGGCAAGAAAAUCUGGGAGAAGAAGCGUCGCUAGUCUAGGGACUUCUGUAAGUCAGGAAGAACCUGAUGGGAGAACGUCGGAUUCAGAUUCGGAAAGGUCAAGCAGAUUGCGAUUAGCGUCUUCAUCGUCUGAAGGAGACGCAGAAAAACUAAACUGUACAGUUUUAGAAUUAAAUUCCGCCACCAAAACAGGAGUGCGGAAAGAUAGUACAGAUUCAGCUAAAGGAAGCAGACCCUCCUUACAACGCCCAAGAAAAUUGUCACGGUCAAAAUUAUUGAGCAAGAUAGAGUCUUCUCCACUGUCGCAUUCAUGGACGCCUGGUGCAAUUGAAAAGAUUGUAAAAUCGUGGAGGGAAGCUAAAUCGCCUGAGGCGCAGGAUAAAACUAAGGAAGACGAUAGCAACCUUAAGCAUGUGUCUCACGUUCAGUUUCUUUGAAAAACGACGCCUGACAACUGCAACAUCGUUCGCUCAAAAAAAGGUUAGAAAUGAUAGGGAAAUACAAGAGAGAAAAUAGGGAUUCGUAAAAGGGCUAUGGAUGGUAAAAAAAAAUCGAUUGGCAACCUUUUACUCACGUAAAGAUUCUGGACAUUUUUUAUAGAGAGAUAUUGUUGUUUACAUUUCCGAGAAAACCACCCGGUUUCCUGUCCUUUGCGUGAGAUUUCGACGCGGAAUAUUUGAAAUUUUUCAGUUUUUAAUUAAUCUAAGAAUUGAACCAAGAUCUCCGGAAAAAGGUACUUUUUAUGAAAAAGAGAGUGUAAUAGAAUAAAAGGAACUUUGAUUUG
This is a messenger RNA of Orbicella faveolata, 1322 nucleotides long. RefSeq lists its product as uncharacterized. The record is from RefSeq and is a predicted model, not a curated record. Lineage: Eukaryota; Metazoa; Cnidaria; Anthozoa; Scleractinia; Merulinidae.